Molecule: messenger RNA, 1736 nt
Organism: Maylandia zebra (zebra mbuna)
Lineage: Eukaryota; Metazoa; Chordata; Actinopteri; Cichliformes; Cichlidae
Source: RefSeq, a predicted model, not a curated record
UGUGUUCAGCAGUACUCCUACUGCAGCACUUGAGAGCAACAACAACUCCAGCACUUGGAGAAGGAAAUCCAUGAUUGACAGCAUACUUCCUGCUCUGUAAGAUAAUGGCAUAUAGGAAGGUGUGUGAUGCCCAGGGUGGUCCGCUGGUCGGUGAGGUUCUGCACUGCUCUGGAGGUCUAGACCUUGACUGGGAUCUGGACAAGGAAGAGCUGCAGGAACCGGGGCCAAGCAUGGACCGCAUGCAGAUGCAACAUAUAGACUGCCAGAGAUCAGGGUGUUCAGACCCUGGUCCUGACCCUGACCCUGAACUGAUGGAACCCAUCCAGCCCUCUGUAUCAGUUUCACCACAUGGACGAUUUGAACGACUUCAAGAAGAUCCCAACUACAUCUCCCACUUCACCAGGGCUCCUGGACAUAAAGGACAAAGACGGCUGCACUGUUUCCUAGUCAAAUACUUCCUGGCAGGGGUGGCUCUUUUUGUCCUUGGUGCCCUGAUUGGUUGGUUUACUCACACAUCUACUAUCAAAUCACCUGUUCUGCCACCCGACAGCUCCGACCUGCUGGAGGAGUUGUUAAAAGGAAUUACCGCUGACAAGAUAGAUGCCCUUCAAAAAUCUUUUUCAAGCUUGUCAGAUGACAGUGAAGAGUCAAGAGCCAGGUACCUUUACAGACAGUGGGUGGGACUUGGUUUAACUGAUGUCCACCUAUCCAAUCACACUGUUCUGCUCAGUCUGCCUGGUUCCACACCCAACACCAUCACUGACAGAUCUAGCCACCAGUGUUUCAUGCCAAACGGGACCCCUUGUGACCAGCGUGGGCCAAAUGAUCUGACAAAGCAGCAGUUCUCCUAUGCUGCAUACUCUGCCAUGGGAAGCGUGCAGGGUGAGGUGGUGGACAUCCAGUAUGGCAGUGUCGAUGACCUAAGAAGAGCCAAAGAGACCCUGAACCUCACCAACCAGAUUGCUGUUGUCAAACUUGGCAAAAUACCUUUACUAUACAAGCUAUCCCUGCUGUCUGAGUUGGGUUUUGGAGGUGUUCUUCUUUACAUUGACCCCUGUGAUGGUCCCCCCAGUCGCCACACUUGGCAUCAAGCCUUUAGAGUCACUUUAAACCCUGGAGGAAAUCCUGCAAUUGUUGGGUUGUCAAAGGAAGCACGAGGAAGUCUGACAUCUUUGUUGGUUCAGCCCAUCUCUGCCCUCCUCGCCAAGACAUUGCUGUCAUCGCCAUCCACGGGCCAGGAAGGCUCUUGUAUUCCUCUAGCAAUGCCUCCCAAUACAGAGCGCAAGAAGAUAACCCUGACAAUUGGAAACCAGUUUUCGUACAAGAAAAUUUACAACGUUGUGGGAUAUCUGAAGGGAAAGAGGAACCCAGAUCGCUAUGUGCUGGUUGGUAGUCGUCAUGACAGCGACCAUGGAGGCGGGACUUCAGCUAUUAUGAAUCAACUGAUUGCAGCACUGACAGAGCAAACCAAACGCGGAUGGGUACCAGACCGUACCACUGUGUUUUGCUCAUGGGGAGGCUCAGCCCUGGGAAACAUUGGAUCUUAUGAGUGGGGAAAGGAUAACAGUGUUGUUCUGCAGAGCAGUGCAGUGGCCUAUGUCAGCCUGAACUCUCCAGUUAGAGGGACGGAAGCUCUCAGAGCUACAGCUUCACCAACUCUUCUGCAGCUCACCUCAGAUAUACAGAGGGUAACUAUUACUAUGAUUCCAUGUACUGCUACUGUCACUCCAACAUGA